UAGGAAGAGUCGUACAGCUGUGCUCCUGCUAGCAAAGAAGCUAACAGGCUAACCCCUAGUGCUGAAAAUACCAGGAUCCGCUGACCUAACAACACCCCGCGACAGCUACUUUGAGACUUUAAAUCUAACAUGGGGAAAGGUGGAGGCACAUUCGAAAGGCUUCUGGAUAAAGCCACCAGUCAGCUGUUGCUUGAGACAGACUGGGAAUCUAUUCUGCAGAUCUGUGAUCUAAUUCGACAAGGAGACACACAAGCGAAAUAUGCUAUUGGUGCCAUUAAGAAGAAGCUGAAUGACAAAAAUCCACAUGUGGCUCUUUAUGCUCUUGAGGUCCUGGAGUCAGUUGUGAAAAACUGUGGACAGACGGUCCAUGAUGAAGUUGCAAGUAAACAAACCAUGGAGGAACUGAAAGAUCUUCUUAAGAAACAGACAGAACCCAAUGUCAGGAACAAGAUCCUGUACCUGAUCCAGGCCUGGGCCCACGCUUUCCGCAACGAACCCAAAUACAAGGUGGUUCAAGAUACCUAUCAGAUCAUGAAGGUGGAAGGUCAUGUGUUCCCUGAGUUUAAGGAGAGUGAUGCAAUGUUUGCAGCUGAGAGGGCUCCAGACUGGGUAGAUGCUGAGGAGUGCCACCGGUGCAGAGUCCAGUUUGGAGUUAUGACAAGAAAGCACCACUGUCGAGCCUGUGGACAGAUUUUCUGCGGAAAGUGUUCAUCCAAGUACUCAACUAUUCCAAAGUUUGGGAUAGAGAAGGAAGUGCGUGUCUGCGAACCCUGCUUUGAGCUGCUUAACAACCACCCCUCCCUCUCUCCUCCACUUAGGAAAGCUGAAGGAAAAGCCCCAUCGGCAGGCACUGCUGAACUGCCUCCUGAAUACCUGACCAGUCCACUGUCCCAGCAGUCACAGAUGCCUCCUAAGAGGGAUGAGGCCGCCCUACAGGAGGAGGAGGAGCUGCAGCUCGCUAUUGCUCUUUCCCAAAGUGAAGCUGAGGAGAAGGAGCGAAUGAGGCAAAAGAACUCCUACUCCAUGUAUCCCAAAGCUGAUCCCACCCCAGUCACCUCCUCUGCACCCCCAGUCAGUACUCUGUACACUCCUCCUGUGAGCUCUUCUGCUCCCUCUGCUGAAGAUGUAGACCCAGAGCUGGCUCGGUACUUGAACAGAACGUACUGGGAGAAGAAACAGGAGGAGGCCCGCAAGAGUCCCACCCCCUCAGCCCCAGCCCCGGUGUCCCUGGCCGAGCCCCUUCCACCAAUCAGCCAGCCUGUAGAAAGUCACGUCUCUGUCCAGCCAGUCAGCAUAGUGGAGCAGCAGUACCAGAACGGCGAAUCGGAGGAGAACCACGAGCAGUUUCUGAAGGCUCUGCAGAAUGCCGUCACCACCUUCCUGAACCGCAUGAAGAGCAACCACAUGCGCGGACGCAGCAUCACCAAUGACAGCGCCGUGCUUUCCCUUUUCCAGUCCAUCAACAACAUGCACCCGCAGCUGUUGGACAUCCUCAACCAGCUGGACGAGAAGCGAUUGUACUAUGAGGGGCUUCAGGACAAGCUGGCCCAGGUGCGGGAUGCUCGAGCGGCCCUCAAUGCCCUCAGGGAUGAACACAGAGAAAAGCUGAGGCGCGCUGCGGAGGAAGCAGAAAGGCAGAGGCAGAUCCAGCUGGCACAGAAACUGGAGAUCAUGAGGCAGAAGAAACAGGAGUAUCUGGAAAUGCAAAGACAGCUGGCCAUCCAGCGCCUCCAGGAGCAGGAGAAGGAGAGGCAGAUGCGUCUGGAGCAGCAGAAACACACCAUCCAGAUGAGGGCACAGAUGCCUGCCUUCUCUCUGCCUUAUGCUCAGAUGCAGUCCUUGCCUCCCAAUGUGGCUGGAGGGGUGGUGUACCAGCCAGGCGCUCCACCCAGUUACCCAGGCACCUUCAGCCCUGCUGGGUCCGUGGAGGGGUCCCCUAUGCACAACAUCUACAUGAACCAACCUGGACAGACGGCGCCCACACAGUACCAGGCCAUGCCCGGCGCUGCCACAGAUCCAAAUAUGGUCAAUGCAUACAUGUACCAGGCUGCAGGCACCAAUGGGCAGCCUGCCCCGCCUCCUGGUCAGGCCCCUCCCACUACCAGUCCACCUUACUCUAACUACCAGCCCACACCUACACAGGGCUACCAGAAUGUGGUCUCUCAGGCCCAGAGUAUGCCCCCCAUGUCCCAGGCAGCCCCCACCAACGGUAUGGGUUACAUGGGCUACCAGCCGUACGGCAUGCAGAACAUGAUUUCAGCGUUGCCAGGACAAGACCCUAACAUGCCCCCACAACAGCCGUACAUGCCUGGACAGCAGCCCAUGUACCAGCAGGUCCCUCCACCUGGCGGGCCCCCCCAGCAGCAGCCCCCGGCGCAGCAGGGAGCCCCCCAGGCCGUACCGGGCAGCGCAGAGGCACAGCUCAUCUCCUUCGACUGAACACCGUCACGUCGCCGGUCUCUCUCACACACACACACACUACGCCCCCUUUCUCCACCUCUGCCCCCCACCCUUUCUCCUCCUCUUUCCGGACUCUGAGGACACACACACCUCCUCUCUUCCACUUCGCUGUGAUGUUGUGGCAAUGUGAAUAUUGUGAUGAUGUUGCAGAAGUGUUGCCCUCCUUCCCAGCCCUCUGUCCCCCCAUGACAGUUUGGGGGAAAAAAUGGGAAAAAAAAAAAGGCUGCAAGCGUGGGCGCCAUAACCCAAACCCCUCUUCACCUUCUUCCUCCCUCUUUCCAGCUGAUAUGUAUGUAGUAUUUCCUUAUUAAAUAAAUAACUGAAGCUCAGAAAUAGUCAGUGGUAUUAAAUUAAGACAAUAUCAUAAUAAUUGAGGAGUAAACGAAAAAAAAAAAAAAAGAUAAGACAUAACCAUCAUUUGUCUCAUAUUUUUCUAAAGCGAAAUUUGCAUGUUAAAUUUAUUAUUUUCUGGAAUGGAAGUGAAUAUUUUGGAGCCUGUUGUUACACGUGGAGCAGUGAUUGUAGACACCUGUAUGUGCUGUUUCAGAGGAUUGUGGGUAAGUGGAUGGAAAGAUGUGCCAAGGGAGAAAGCACAGUCAGAGGCCUGAAUAAAUAACCGUCGUCUCCAUCUGUUUGACAUUCCAGUCGUGGUUAUCAGUUCAGCCCCUCCUCAUGCACACAAAUACACCAGGUAGCAUCCCGUUUGCCUUGUUUUUUUUUUUUUAACAUAGUCGUAAUGUUCGGAGGCGAUGGUAGAAACGGACACGAAUCAAGCUGGAUGCUAACGUCCCCAUUAAUUAUGCUUUUGUAUGUUAUUUACACAGCUCUUUUCCAUAUAAUACAGAUACUAAACAAGUCAAUCUAAUAGGAUUCUGCACUUCCUUAUCGAAAUAAUUUGGCGUAAAAGUACCAAAACGUGCAUAAGACCUCGGCCUGUCAUUUCCCCUUACGCAAACUGCCUCCAGGUCCCGUACCAUGUGCAGAUGGUCGUUAAAUGUCACAUCAGAAGUACAAGUGGGCGCUCUUAUCUGAAGUGCUCUUGUCUCUAGAAAUGUGGAAAUGCCUGUAAAGUGAACACGAUGUGCCGCAUGUAUGAAAUCACACAUCCAUCCGGUCAUUUCUGUAACCCUUCAGUUACCGUCUGUGAACUUCUUUAUUCCAUCAUACUGAUCUGUCUGACUUUAAAGUAAUUUUAAAAUUAUAUUUAAUAAAUAUUUGGUUCUUAUUGUC
Messenger RNA from Sphaeramia orbicularis (orbiculate cardinalfish), 3690 nucleotides. RefSeq names its product hepatocyte growth factor-regulated tyrosine kinase substrate (gene hgs). The transcript is spliced from 20 exons. NCBI's taxonomy places the organism in Eukaryota, Metazoa, Chordata, Actinopteri, Kurtiformes, Apogonidae. The record is from RefSeq and is a predicted model, not a curated record. Gene Ontology annotation, biological process: receptor internalization; endocytic recycling. The coding region runs from base 130 to 2439 and encodes 769 amino acids. Gene Ontology annotation, cellular component: early endosome. Gene Ontology annotation, molecular function: phosphatidylinositol binding; ubiquitin binding; metal ion binding.